AGAGGGGUGACAGCUUUAGGCCUGGCUUGGACAGUGUGGCUCUGCUGUGCUGUAAGAUGGCAUCCAGCUCUGUGUUUCUGUCCAGCAUGGUGGGCAAAGCUCGCUCUUCCAACUUCACCGUCUCCGAGAAGCUGGACCUGUUGAAGCUUGUUCGUCCUCACAUCCGCAUCCUGGAGGAGCACACCAACAAGCACGCCGUCAUCGUGGACAAGAACAACUGCUGGGACACCGUGGCCGAGCAGUACAACUCUCUGGGUGGAGACAGACCCCACCGGACUGCUCAAGGCCUCAGGACCCUCUACAAGAGGCUGAAGGAGUCAGCCAAGCAGGAAGUGAUGCAGAGGAGACACGCCCAGCCAGAGUACAGAGGGAGCAUCUCGGAGCCUACCAGGAGGAUUAUGGAGAUGAUCCCUCACCUGUUUCACCACGUGCCCAACCACGAAAAGGACCAGGCGUUGCGCAGGUUGAUCUACAACAAGCACAGCUCCCCCACUGAGCAUCCUGGAAGCAGCUCUUCUCUGGCUGGACUCCAGGAUUACUCAGCAGGUGUCCCAACUGUCCCUCACGUGGUGGUCCAGCUGGACCCCAAAGAAGACGUUAAACCGCCACCAGAUAUCCCCAUUGUUUCCCCCCACACAGGCCCAGGGCUGGACGGGCUUCAGGAGCAAGAAGAAGAGCAGGAUUUGGGGAGCGCCCACAACUAUGAAGCAUCCUUGUCUCCUGCUCCCUCCUCUGUUAACCUGUCCCUCUCUGCGUCACCGCUGCCUUUACGCCAUGACUUUUACCCAAAUGACUUCUAUUCUCAUCAAGAGCCAGACCGGCUGCGCCCUCUCCACCUGCUCAAAGAGGAGCACGAGCUGGCGUUAGCCAAUCACAGGAAGGUCGCCCUGUACCUGGAGGAGAAGAGGGAGGGUCUGAAGAGGAAGCAGGAGCUGGAGGAGGAACUUCUGAGAGCGAAGAUCAGAGUAGAGAAACUGAGGGCUGCCCGAUUGAGACACGGGCUGUCGAUUCCUAUAUAAUUAGAAAGAACAAACGGAACAGUAGGA
Nematolebias whitei (Rio pearlfish) is the source of this 1046-nucleotide messenger RNA. RefSeq names its product fibrinogen silencer-binding protein (gene fsbp). The record is from RefSeq and is a predicted model, not a curated record. The coding region runs from base 57 to 1019 and encodes 320 amino acids. Lineage: Eukaryota; Metazoa; Chordata; Actinopteri; Cyprinodontiformes; Rivulidae. The transcript is spliced from 2 exons.